AAACAGUAGCAGAAGACGCGAUCCAGUAGCCGCCAAAUACCUGAACUAUUGAACGAUUGCACAGGUUACCGUAGCAGCGUUCUACAGCUUAUAUCCUCUCCUUACCGACUCCACAGAGCCACAGUCUCUCUGGACACUCCAAGCACUCAACAGGCGUCAUGGCUUCUUCCCUCCUUGUUUUAUGUUUCUGCCAAGGGUUAUUCUCCGUAAUUACACUCGGAGCCCCUUUGGAGACCAAAAUCAAUGGAAAGCCUGCAGAUGUUGAAGAAACAGACCUUUUGCACCUGAAGCCAUCAAUGGGCCGGUUCCUGGGAAAUCCUGAAAAUUUAGAAAGUUACGAAAAUUCGGUCACGAUACCAAAGUCGCCUGUUGGUGAAUUCAUUCGUAAUGACGAGGAAAUGGAGGUAGAGGAUGAAGAAAGUCUGAAUGAUUUAUUGAAAACCGUUUUGAUUACACUCAGAGAUCACCCUGAUAUCAUCAUGGAUAUUCUUCAAGAGGAAGAUAGGAAAAAUAAAGAUUUCCAACGACCAUCGGCGCAACUUAAUUCGGAGCCAAUGCGUAUUGAAAAGAAAGGAGGCAAUAUGUACAAAGCGAUGGGAUAUCCAAGUGAAGAAUCAAAUUCAUCUCAAGAAAGUCAAGAAGACUCGGAAUCACGUGAUGGGAGCUACUAUAAAAAUAAAUAUGACAAAUCGUCAAAGUCUUCCGAAGAAUCAGACGAGAGCAAAGGCGUAGAUUUAGCUCAAUAUUAUAAACAGAAGUAUGCAAAUUCUAAAGAAGAUGAUAAAUCAAGAAGUUCGUCGUCGUCAUCAUCAUCAUCAUCAUCAUCAGAGGAAAGCAAGCAAUCUGAGCUACCAUUGGACAAACGAGUACCAGAACAACCGGAAGAAACCAUCGACAUCACGUCACUUCCGGAUGAAGGUGACAUAGAUUUGACGAAAAUCAUUUCAGAAGGGGGAUUAGAAGAUCUUCCUGAAUAUAAGGAGAAAUUGAAAUUUCAAAAACCAAGCAACCUUCUAACCUCAGAUGGGACUAUCUUUCUUGGAAAAAUUCCUAAAUCCGGUAAACCUAAUGGAAAAAGCGCUAAACCCAAACCUAGUGCUUUAAAACCUGUCAUUACCGAGGCAGACAUGUCGGAAAGUAAAAUGGAGGAUAACAGAGAAUCCGGCAGUGAGCAUAAAACCGGAGCUAAUGAGAAAACCGAGAAAUCCGCCAGUCAACAAACUCCACAAGACGGGUCUUAACAGUCCUAACAACUCCAAGACUGAGGGGGCACUAUCUCUUCCAUAGACACCUUUGAAGAUCAUCUAUCGUCAUUUGAUUAUGAAGAGUAUUACAGUACCACAAAAUCGUCCCUUUUCUUUGAGGAGCUGUAGAAUGUAGAUAAAAGUCGAGUCGAACACGCAUCUGUGAUACUUCCGUUAUUUUCUGUUCAGAUAUUUGUGUGGACGUACUUAUAUUAAAUUAGAAGUGUAUAACUUUGGACGAUGUGUCUUGAUUUGACCUGUUACCCAGCUUUUGAGUAGUUUCCGGAUUUCGUGUCAAUAUCAAUACUGUCCAGUAUCAGUCUUGACUUGUUCAUAUAUAUUUCACUCACAUGUUACUUUGUAUUUAAAAUCGCAGUCACUCAAUAUCACUCCCAGUGUUCGUCCCUUUCUCGUUGUGAAGACUUCCUGUGAAGACAUGCAUGUACAAUCUUAUUGAGUGUUUUAAAGCAUCAAAGUAGAAACAACGUUCUUAAAUUUCAAUUUACAGACUGUCAAUGCAAUCAGAAUGUACAGCGGCGAAAAGUUUUUUGUUGUUAUCAAUAUUUCAUCUUGUUAUUGUUUUCUGGUGACACUAAAAAGUCCUAAAUGAAAUUGUUGCUAUUUCUUGUUAUUGUGUAAUAAACCAUGUUUAUGAGAAAUCAAUAAAAAAAACCCUGUUCGUUACCAUUA
Magallana angulata is the source of this 1934-nucleotide messenger RNA. RefSeq lists its product as uncharacterized. The record is from RefSeq and is a predicted model, not a curated record. NCBI's taxonomy places the organism in Eukaryota, Metazoa, Mollusca, Bivalvia, Ostreida, Ostreidae. The transcript is spliced from 8 exons. Bases 159 to 1241 code for a protein of 360 amino acids.